AAGAGGAGCGGAACUACGAAGGCCUUUCAAAUCGAUGAUUUACCAAUUCUGUUGAAUAGACACGCAGGAGGCCCUUCAGUCAUCAAGUUGGAUCGUAUUGAAUAUCCAGAGUUAAUUCUGCUGAUUAAUUUGAUGAAAAGAAAUCGACUGCAGGAAAUAAGUGUACGAGAAUGCUGUGAAACUGCGGAUGAUCUGGCAAGACUACUUCAGGCUAUUUCAAGCAACCCGUACGUUGACACAACGCCGUUGUCAUUGGAUAUCAGGGAAAAUCAAUGUGAUGGUAGAUGUGUCGAACUUCUCCGUGACAUGAUUGACCGAGGGAUUAUAGCAAGUUUGGAGCUUCCGUCGAAGCAGAAAGAAAAUCACAUUUUCACGUUAUUGCGUUCCAUUCGUUACUGCGAAAGUCAGAUGCAACUACUUAAUAUAAAUGACAAUGUUAUUGAUGAAAAAAGUUUUGAAUUACUGAUGAAUAUCUUGAUGGAAAAUAAAGUUCAGAAGAAACUUUACUUGAAAGAUUGUAGAAAACCCAAAGAGCAGUUUACUGAAGCAGACAAACAAUCGCUGCAACAAGCACAAUCUUCAAAGAAAUUAGCGAUCAAAUGGUUCAAGACUAAGCCUGCAGUGAACAGCUCACUCAUAGCAUAUCAGGAUGGAAAUAGCUUAUUUAGAAGAGUGACUGAUAGAUUGUUGUCAUAUGUACCUGAAAGUCACCGGGAAGCCGCAAAACUUGCAAUUUCAAACCAAUUCCGUCCAAAAGACGAUAUUUCGUCAAGUGAAGAUCAGUAUUGUUCGGAGGACGAAGAAAUGAUCGAUAAUUGUCCCACUGACAGUGAAGACAUGGAUACUUCAUCCGCCGUUGAUGCUUUAACAACGCCGAGAUUUGAAGGUGGCUUAAUAUUAUUGUUACCAAUACCAAUAAUAUAA
Messenger RNA from Styela clava, 924 nucleotides. The record is from RefSeq and is a predicted model, not a curated record. NCBI's taxonomy places the organism in Eukaryota, Metazoa, Chordata, Ascidiacea, Stolidobranchia, Styelidae.